Messenger RNA from Aquila chrysaetos chrysaetos, 10006 nucleotides. It is a transcript of the gene CNOT6L, whose product is annotated as CCR4-NOT transcription complex subunit 6 like. The transcript is spliced from 13 exons. The record is from RefSeq and is a predicted model, not a curated record. Gene Ontology annotation, cellular component: cytoplasm; CCR4-NOT complex; nucleus. Lineage: Eukaryota; Metazoa; Chordata; Aves; Accipitriformes; Accipitridae. Gene Ontology annotation, biological process: nuclear-transcribed mRNA poly(A) tail shortening. Gene Ontology annotation, molecular function: protein binding; poly(A)-specific ribonuclease activity. Bases 1443 to 3092 code for a protein of 549 amino acids.
CUCCAGAACAGAUCGGCAGCGCACGCUUCUGACGUCUUGCUGCUCCGAGGUCUGGAAUAACGAUACACAUCACCGUACACACGACCCGCAGUAUCGUGUCGCUUCAUCCGAAUAGAACUUAUGUUUGAGCGUCAACUCGGGUGUUAAAUCUCCUUGCCCGCUGUCUUCAAAGAUGACUGAAGAUGACAAAAGCCCCGUUACAGUUUGACUGUUCAGUUUAACUGAACGGUGGGAAUUUUGCAGUGCUUUGCUGUCUGCUAAACAAAUCCUGUUAAACACUUUCAGUUUUGUUCUUUUCUUACUAUUAAAAGUGAGGGCGGUCUACUCUGAGUGCUAAAGUACAGAAGAAUUUCAUUUAUUCUGUUCUAUCUUUUCUUCCUACAACUGCUCUUUCUAAUGUAGUUUGUGUAUUUAAUUGAAGGAUAAAGUACAAUGUAAAUGGCUGAUAGGUAUUGCCACAUUCCUGAGCUAAGUUUAGGUUUCUUCUGUCCUUGGAAGCCGAGAUCCUAACGUGUCAGCGGCACAGGAGUAAGACUACCCAUCAUCAGACUGUUAGAAAAAACUUAGUUUGGCAGCAGCACGAAAACCACAAAACUUUGCAGAUUCAUUUUAGUCGCUGUUGAGUUUCCCACCAGGUCUAUAUGGUAAACUUCUGCUGGCACAGCUCUGUCUGCGAGCACUGUGACGAAGUGUGACCCGUGACUGACAUAGCUGUGCCAGCAGAAGCCCCAGCUGUAGAAGCAGUUAUCUGCAAAAGUGCACUUUUACUGAUAUAGCUUGUUUUCGUUUUUAAAGGGUGUUUUUCCCUGUCCUGGUAGCAGUGCUGCUGCCAGUAAAGCACCGUGCUCCCAGGGAUGUAGUGUAAUCAGACAUUUAUUUGCCUGGCUUGGAAGGGACGACUGGUCAAGGGUGUAUUUUCUGUGCGUGGCUCUCCUCUUCCCAUCCACGGUCCGUAGAAGCUCGGACACGUUUGCAGUGGGAAUUCUCUCGUGGAAGAGUGCCUUGGAAUAGAUCUCAGAGCGGGGUGCAGAGAGGACCGUGUAAGGCCUUUAGCUGAACACGCUGACUGGCUUUGUUUGAAGCUUGUUAAAUUCACAGAAGGGCUACGUGAUACCUACCUGUAAUGGCAAGGUACUGGAUGUGACUAGGUUUCUAUUAUUUGGGAGAAAACUCCUCUCAAAGUUGAAAGCAAUAGAAAAAAAAUCCACUGAAAAAACCCAACCCCAAACUGAAAUUACCCUGAAAAAAAGAGAGCACGGGAAGAAAAUCUCUCCAGAAAAGGUGCUCUGGAAUCCUGUUUAGAAGAACAACUUUCGCAGUCGCUUGCGCAUUUCCCUUCAGAGGAUCAAGAAGAAACUUAACAGUGUUCAUACACUACCAGAAAGCUUUCCCUCCAGGGUUUGAGAGGUGGUCAUUGAAAAUAUGAUUAAAGACUAACAGGGAUGCCAAAGGAAAAAUAUGAUCCUCCAGAUCCUCGCAGAAUUUACACCAUCAUGUCAGCAGAAGAGGUAGCCAACGGGAAGAAGUCACACUGGGCUGAAUUAGAGAUCUCGGGUAGAGUGCGGAGCUUAAGUACGUCACUUUGGUCGCUGACGCACUUGACUGCUCUGCACCUCAAUGACAAUAAUCUUACUCGCAUUCCACCUGAUAUUGCCAAGCUUCAUAAUCUGGUUUACCUGGAUCUGUCAUCCAACAAACUCAGAAGUUUACCAGCAGAACUAGGAAACAUGGUGUCUCUCAGGGAAUUGCUUUUAAAUAACAAUCUGUUACGGGUUUUGCCUUAUGAACUUGGACGGCUCUUCCAGCUACAAACCCUAGGUUUGAAAGGCAAUCCUUUAUCACAAGAUAUUCUCAGCCUCUACCAGGAUCCGGACGGAACUCGAAAGCUACUGAACUACAUGCUUGACAAUCUAGCAGUUCAUCCAGAGCAGCUGCCUCCAAGGCCAUGGAUUACUUUAAAAGAACGAGACCAAAUUCUGCCCUCAGCUUCAUUCACAGUUAUGUGUUACAAUGUGUUGUGUGAUAAAUAUGCCACCCGGCAGCUCUAUGGCUACUGCCCAUCUUGGGCACUCAAUUGGGAGUAUAGAAAAAAGGGAAUCAUGGAAGAAAUUGUCAACUGUGAUGCAGAUAUCAUUAGUCUUCAGGAAGUGGAAACAGAGCAAUACUUCACCCUUUUUCUGCCAGCCUUGAAAGAACGAGGAUACGAUGGAUUCUUUUCUCCCAAGUCACGUGCCAAAAUCAUGUCUGAGCAGGAGAAGAAGCAUGUGGAUGGCUGUGCAAUAUUCUUCAAAACUGAAAAAUUUACACUGGUGCAGAAGCAUACAGUGGAGUUCAACCAGGUGGCGAUGGCUAACUCUGAAGGUUCAGAAGCUAUGUUAAACAGAGUGAUGACGAAGGACAACAUCGGAGUUGCCGUGGUGUUAGAGGUGCACAAAGAAUUAUUUGGAGCAAGUAUGAAAUCGCUUCAUGUGGACAAACAGCUGCUUAUUGUGGCCAAUGCCCACAUGCACUGGGACCCUGAAUACUCGGAUGUGAAACUCAUUCAGACUAUGAUGUUUGUCUCAGAACUGAAAAAUAUCCUCGAGAAAGCCUCAAGCAGGCCAGGUAGCCCAACAGCAGAUCCUAACUCUAUCCCUCUGGUGCUGUGUGCGGAUCUCAACUCACUGCCUGAUUCAGGUGUAGUGGAAUACUUAAGCAAUGGCAUAGUAGCUGACAACCACAAGGACUUCAAGGAGUUGCGUUAUAACGAGUGUCUCAUGAACUUCAGUGGCAAUGGAAAAAACGGGGCUUCUGAAGGAAGAAUUACGCAUGGCUUCCAACUCAAGAGCGCCUAUGAAAACAACUUGAUGCCUUACACCAAUUACACUUUUGAUUUCAAAGGUGUGAUUGACUACAUUUUCUAUUCCAACACUCACAUGAACGUGCUUGGUGUCCUGGGGCCUUUGGACCCUCAGUGGCUGGUUGACAACAACAUCACUGGGUGUCCACACCCUCACAUCCCUUCAGACCACUUCUCACUGUUAACACAACUAGAACUCCAUCCUCCGCUCCUGCCUCUUGUCAACGGUGUGCACUUGCCUAACAGGAGGUAGUGGAGCCCUGCCCCUUUGAGGGCAAGGACCUGUUGUUAUGGACCUGUACAGUUGUAAAUCAAAGUAUAUAGGAGUGAAGUAUGGCCAACCUUAAGCUGCUUCUUCAAGCUCCUUUCCUUAUGUGUUUGAUAUGAGAUUUUGCACAUUUUGGUGCAUAUUGGUAUCAUUUGGCACUAGGGCUGGAACCAAAGUAUUAUUCCCUUUCCAGGUUUUUAAUUUAAUUUUUUUUUUUUUUAAACUGGCAAGCUUUUUCUUUUCAGUAGGAAGCUGCACUUACAAAUGGACAAAUGAGAUUAAAAACUUGCAUAUUAACAUAUUUCAAGGUAAUGCUUUUUUCCAGAACGUGGCGAAAUGAGCCAACCUUUUAGGAGAAAGAAAAACAAAAAUAGAAAUGCUUGUUUUGUAGGAAGAAUAUUAGAAAUCCUGUUUGUUUGAACCCAAAACGGAGACUGAACUCUGCAUCCAAAAUAAAUUUUGCACAUUAGCAAAGCACUUAAUACCUGACUAUAAAUGAUUAGCAGUGCGGCCCUGCCCCUCGUCUACCUAAUAUUAAAAACCAAAGAUGGCUUAAUAUCUGUGAUAAAAUUUGAGGUCUAAAUUCUCCUGAUGUAAUUUCAUUUAGAAUGAAAUUUCCAGCGAAGCUACGUCUCACAAGACUUUGCAGGUGAGCAUUUAAUGCUGCGUAUAGACCGCUUGCUCGAGCGACGCCACGGUGACUUUUUUUUGGAGCUCUGAAGAACUCGGUCCUUUCUGGGCGAGGUACACAGGGAUCCAAGGGACCUCUGUGAAACAGAGCUGCCUCCCUGCUUUGGCAAGCCAGGGCGACACACUGUUCAGCAGCACAGUUUGGGAGCAGGACUUAGAAAUGGUAAGAAAUUGCAUUUGAAGUGAGCCGUUGCAAGCGUUUGGGUUCCGGCUGAAUAAAGGUGUUGCAAAUCCAUCCUAGGUUCCCUUUUCCGAAGUUCUGUUGCAAAGAUGGGAAACUUGGGAUUAACUGCUUAAGCGUAGGGUACAGGAAAAACCGCUGGAAAUGACCUUACUUCUGUCUCCGAAAGGGCACGUGGAGUAGCUGUCGGCAUGCUUUUUUCACUGGGGGAGCGAGUGGUAGCCGUAGUCAUUCCUUGGAUCAUUUUUCCUGACCCUAGUUGCCAAAUAGCCAUCAUACUUUUUUAAUAAUCUUUCUUUUCUGUUGUCGGUCAGGGUUGAAUUAAAAAGCUGCUGGUUCGUUCCCAACUGUUAAUGCUCUUUGGAUGUGUUGGAAAUCCUUUUUUUCCCUUUUUAUGCUCUAGGUGGCCAGUUCAAAACCUUGUGCCUGAAGAGGCAUUAAACAUAAUGCAAUUUUCUGAAAAAUUGGUUGGCUGCUUAAUGUUAGAAAAAAAAAUGGCACAGUGAUAGGAAAAGGUUGUGUCUGUGUUUUUAAGUUUUUCUUUAUUCUGCUUUUUUGCUGCUAUAAGAUUUUCUUGAAUUUAUAUUUUAAACUUUUCAUGCACUUUACUGUUUCUAGUCUCAAAAUGUGAUAUUUUUAAUAAAUGAAAAAAUUUUCCAUUAUGUGAAUGAAAUUUUUAAACAGAUUGAUAGCCUAUAUUUAUGUCUCAUUCGUAUACUUCGAAAAGUCAAAUUUAAAUUGUGAAAUUAGUUUUAAAUACUAAGGAGCCAUCUUCUGUCUUGCAAAACUGCUAAGUCAGGCUGUUCCUCCACUCUUUAAUUAAACAUUUCCUUUGUCGUUUUAUACAUAGGAGAUUAUCCAUAGGGAAGAAAAUCAAUUGGACCUAGAGCAGAAACUAUUCCCUGACGCUUGUUGGGGGCCGGGGAGGGGGUGGUGUGGGACAGAACGCAAAAAUCGGUUUAACGAAACAACAACUCCCUUUUAAAAGAAGUGCCUAAAAAAUGGAGGCGUCAUCUAUUGUCUACUAUAAAUUGGAAGUGAUCGUAACUGGGUGAAAUUCCUGUCCGGCAAUUGCUUAGUGCAGCACCAAAAAAAAAGCCCUUUCUAAAGACGGAUUUUCCUCUAGGUGCAGGUAUCUCUUUUUUAAUAUACCUCAGCGUUCGCCACCUAGCCAUUGCAGAUAAAUUGCGAAAGCGAUUUGAGAGUAUAGUACUGGAAAGUAGAAUAGCAUGAAAAACUUAAUUUUGUGGACAUUACCUUUCUGUAAUCAGCUACUGUAUCUUUUUUGGAGGGAGGGGUGCUCUGCUCUGGAGGUGUGCACUAACAAACCCUUGUCCUCCUUUUCCUACACGCAUGUUAACUAGCAACGUGAGCAGUAUUUCCUACCAUACUUCACUCCCAAUAUUUUUUGAGAUGUUUGUAUAAAAUGGAAUUUAAAAUUCACCUAUGAUUGUAUAUGAACUGCAGAGGAGCCCAUUUAUUAAUAAAAAUAAAACCCAACAACAAUGUUUUGUAAUAUCGGGGUGGGAGAGGAUGGGGAUGAGGAAAAAAACCCUGGCAAACAUUGUAAACUGCUUAAGUUUGACUUUCCUUUGGUUUCUAACCGAUUGAAGUGUUCUGUUGCGGGAAGGUGUUAAAUUGGAUUUUCUCUGCUGCGAAAUGCACUUCCGAACGUCCAUUAUGCUGUGCGAUUUUUUUUUAAAAAGUUAUUUUAACAGACGUUGCACAAAACCUCUGGAUUUUAAAAAAAAGAGUCUUGUUGAUGUUUCAGUCAAUGCACAUAACUGGGGACAUGUUUACCCACCUUUCACAUGUCUGGCUCCCUCCCUGUUUUCCUUCUGUUUUUUUUCUCCUUUCCCAGCAGGAGCAGUAAGGGGACUGCGCUUUUUUUCCAGCUGAGCAGAAACGCCACUCUCUGUAGCAAUUUUCUACUCUAGGAAGAGAGGGAGCGGGGAGCAGGCAGCCUUUCAACAAACAUAUGCAUCAUCCUGAUGGCAACGCUAGUUUUCUUUUGACCCAGAUGGAAGCUGACGGUAGGGUGUUUGCUAGGGGAGAGGGAGUAAUACGAAGGAAAUUAUCCCUAAUCCUAAGCAGAGAUGGAUGGGACACCAUCAGUUCUCUCCAUCACUGACCCUCGGUUCCCAGCGCGUCACAGUGUCCUCACAGCCGACACUUGGAAAAAAAGCUCUAAGCCCUUUACUGCUCCUCGCUGUCUUGGUUUGCUUUCAAAAAUAUGGUGCCUGGUGUCAACUUCUAAGCAACAGCACUGCCUAAAGCAAGCAGAGAAAAAAAAAAUCCAACACCCUUCUUCAUGCAACUUUUUAAAAUUCAAUAUGGUAAAUCUGUUAGAUAUGGGGUUUUGUGUGUGUAUAUAUAUAUAAAAAAAAAAAGAGAAUUUUGUACAAUGUAGCUGAAUAUUUUUGUUUCCUUAUUUCGAUGUAAGGAGCGUGAAUAUUUGCGUACCACACACUGAAGUCAGGUAUGGCACAAUGGGGUCUGAGACCAGCUUUCCUUCCCAUUUGCCUGGUUAAAAGCUUUUGUCGUCCCUUUCUAGUACUUGUUGAGAAAAUACUUCAUUUUAUGGGUAAGCUUUCUCUGUUGGAAGUCACUCCUGUUUGGUCUGCAGAAACAUUCAGAAAAGGUCUCGUUAGUCCCAAGUCCUCACUGUUCUGUGUUGUAUGGCCUAGAAAACCAAAAUCUUUGACUCUCAACCUUUUCAGAAGCACUUGCCACUGACCUAACACAGCUUUCAAAACCUUACCGUGAUCUUCAGCGUUUGGUUAAUGCUGCGGAUGGCUGAUGGUCUCCCACCUUGCUGGCUUUGCCACAGACACUCCUAAAUCCACAUUCACGCUCUCGAGCUCCCAAAGGCCCACUUCACAAAGGUGCUGAGCAUCUGCAGCUCCCACUUAAUCCCAAAUACUGCUCUUUUGGAGACCGGCUUUCCACACACAGCUUGUGAGACAUCGGGUCUGAAUCACGAGUGAGAAUUUGAGACCUCAAAGGUUCCUAUCACUUUUUUCCUCUGGGGUUGGUUUUGGUCAGGUGGUGAGGGGAAAGCCAAAAAGGCUUGUUAAAAUUCAGAGUUUCUCUGUUAAUUUAGAAGAUGGGUUAGGGAAACACUUUUAAGGAUUCCUAGACCAGGAGGUACAGUAUUUACGCCUUCUUGGUAGGGAGCAGGAGCCAGAAGGGGCUGUCAGUCCUUAAUAUCUGAAGACCAGACUUAAACCCAGCAACACAGCAGCAGUUACUUCAUUUCCACAAUGCAUUUUCAGCUUCUAGCAUCAAAACUUUCCUUAGGCAUGAAACUUGGCAUAGUGGCGUGGAGUGAAAAGUCUUUUAGUCCUAUGCAAACCAAAUCAAUAGCCUGCAUUAGAAAUAUCACACAAAUGUGAUACGUACCCUCAUACUGGUUUAAAAGGAAGUUAAAUGGCAAAUUGCAGUUGUCCUCCCCCCAGCAACCUCAGCUUUGUACGUAAUUAAGAUUCUUCUGUUCUUGGUUUCUGCAUAGGUACUUUUCUUGUAAUGGUAAUGAAGAUCUAAGGCCCGAUUUAAACCUAAGGAAGGACCCUCUCCAUUGUAUGGGGAGGUGACUGAUCUAAACACACCCUUAUCUAGCACGCUGGUACACUAGGCAGCAGCAGGAGGUGGUUCAGCUAAAAUCAGGCUGUCAACAUAAAAGAGCAGUGGGUCGUUGUCCUACUUGGUCACCACAGAGGUGUGACGUUCUUCUGGGCCGUCUUCGCAACCAGAACUGCCUGGUAGGAAGCAAAGCGGCAUACGAGGCUCGCUGAAGUUCAUGUUGACUUCAAAAGUGAUACGGUUUCGGCAGCAAGCACACGCAUUGAAAAACCUCGCCUGCUUAAUUUCACGUGUCCCAAAAGGAGCUGAAGCGCUUGGUCUUGGAGGGGUUUUACCCAAGGGGGCAGAGGACCUGAUUUGUUAGAGACCAGAAAAGAAAUGAGCCCUAGAUGCAGAGAAGUUUGAGUUCUUCUGAUAGAUGCUGUUAUUAGCUGAGUCUCUCCAUCUCAUGGUGAGGAGAAGCAUCUUGUGGUAUGCAGCGCAUUAGGUUUUUUUAUAAGAUUACAGAAGCAUAGUCACGUACCCUCCCUUUCUCACCUUUCAGUGUUGAAAGGCGACACAAACCCCGAGAGAACCUGGUGAAAACCGUUCAUGUCUUAAGCCUCUAUGCCAAGAGUCAGCCAAGAACUCACUUUAAAACAACCUUAGCAGAAGAUUAUAAGGCUCUAGAUCCAGGCACAGCUCUAAGUGAUAACAGUAUCUUCUCCUGUGACCACUCUUUGCACUGACACCGACCACGGGUUUGCUUUUCCUCCAGGAAACGAGAGCAGGGACAAAAAACAGAGCGGAUGAGACAGGCGCAGGCAUUGCACCAUCAGAAAAGGGGCAAAAUUAACGCCUUUAAAGAACUCCUUCAUCCUAAGAAAAAUGAUGUGGCUCUAUAAAUAAGAGACGAUAAAGUUUGCUGGUUUGGCUAUGUUCGAGGAUGACGGACUGCAGGAGUACAGUUUCUUGGAGUCUAUCUGAAAACAAGCAUGAAGAUAGAGAAAUGCUGGGGUACUUUAGGGUGUUUUAAACAGCUCUGAUGGCAAAGCACGCCAAGCGAUGCGACUCUCUUUUUUUUUCCUUCCCCUCCUGCAACUGUACGGUGUGUUUAGCUUGCAAAAUCUCUCACCGUUUGAGUGGUGAAGGUUAGAAUGAUCCUGGUACUUGGUCUUGUCCUCUUUGUUAAACAGUUCCGACAAUUUAGGCAUUUACUGAGUUUGCAUUUGUCUGUAUUUGUCUUUGUUCCAAAGCAAAAAAAAAACCCAACCAAAAAAAAAAAACCAACCUCAUGGUGGCUUUCUUUACAAGUGAUGUUACAUGACUUUGGCUUGUUUUCCAUUUUUAAUUAUUGCAUCGUGUGUUUGCUUUCUGAGCAAUUAAAGUGUUUUGUGUGCACUAUGUUAGCUAAAUAUGCCCUUAAUUCAUAAACUCACAGGCUGGACCGGAGCAGCGGUGAUGGGAGCCCGGGCUCCCCCUCCCGCCCCAUUUCACGGUGGUUAUUUUGGGAGGUCGGGGUUUCUUUUUAGUUGGAUUUCUUUCUUGCGCGUUGCCUUUGCAACCGCAAAGUCCUGUCCCUCAGAACGUGGAAGUGCACGUGGAGAGGGGAGAAGCUGCAGUGUCACUCCCGGGCGUGCUUACGCUGAAAUUUUAAGGGGGGUUUAUGUCUCGUUUUAUGGAAAUGGUAGCUUCGCUUUAAAUCGAGAGCGGGCUGGCCUCUCGGAUGGGGAAAAUGCUCCUUGCAGAGGCCGGAGCCGCUGCUGGCCUCCCAGCCCCGGUUUUCCCUCGCCUGCCUUGGGCCAGCUCGGCAGCACCGUCACCACCGGGGGGGGGGCGGUCCUGGGGGGCUGCCGUCCCCACCAGCCCUGACAUGGGGACGGGGUAGGUCUCCCAGGCAAAAAGCUUUGCCAAGUUUGACACCAGUCCUAGGCACCGUGCUUGCAAAGAGCAGCAGCCUUCAACCGAGACCUGCGCGAAAAACCUGAGUAACUUGCUUGUUCCAUGUUUCCCGUGGGAAUAAAUAGUAAGAAACCUUUUCUCCAGCCCUCUGAUUUGCUUUUACAAAAGGAUCCUUUUUUUCUCUCCCCCUGAAAGAACUCGUGUUUUGCAGAAAGUGCCAUGCCAUGCUGCAAUUCCCUCCGUAAUUAUACUUUGCAAUGAAAAACUCACCGAGAAAGCGAAUUCCCGUCGAGUGGGGAUGGUGGGGACCCAGGCAGGGGGAAGACCUGCUCCCCUGCACAGACCCGGCCUGGACAAAAUAACAACGAUAACCCUGAACUGUUACUUUUUUCUUGCCUUUUUAAAUUUUUUUUUUUUUUUUUUUUCAUUGAAACAGCCCCCCCCCAGCACUGUGGAGAUGGGGUACUGCUCGCACAUGAUGGAUAGGGCUAAAUAUCUGCUUGUUUCUUCCCACCUGUGUACUUUUGUUUCCUUCUGUAGGCAAUAAACAGCCCUUUUGCAAACA